Molecule: messenger RNA, 3439 nt
Organism: Doryrhamphus excisus (bluestripe pipefish)
Lineage: Eukaryota; Metazoa; Chordata; Actinopteri; Syngnathiformes; Syngnathidae
Gene: adm2a
Product: adrenomedullin 2a
Biological process (GO): adenylate cyclase-activating G protein-coupled receptor signaling pathway; regulation of systemic arterial blood pressure; positive regulation of heart rate
Cellular component (GO): extracellular region
Molecular function (GO): hormone activity
Source: RefSeq, a predicted model, not a curated record
GCCUAUUUAAACCCCAUGUCACCAAAAGGCACUCAGUUUCACACCGAGGAGAACCUGCACACAUUUUUUAUGAAACAAACUGCGCAGCACUUGAAGGCAACUCGGAGGGAAGACCUGGACAACUUUUUGUUGCUUUUUUUUCCUUCUGGGAUUUAAAAGUGAAUUGACCUGGUGGGACCAGGAGCCAACCUUGGUCCAGAGAUGCAGUCCCUUCUCCCUCUCACUGUCUACUGCGUCAGCCUUGUCUGCUUCCAGCGGCUGCUGGCAGAGGACAGCUUGGACAAUCUCAACAAGCUGGCUGACCUGAAAGAGAACCCCUCGUUGCCCUCUGGAGGCCAAACAAACACCGCCGCCCACUCUUCGGUGCCCACUCCAUCCCCAAAAUGGAACCAUCUACUCACCUCCAACGUGAGAAGAGCCAAUCCCAGCCUGGCGUGGGCGCAACCAGACGAGCGUUUGGAGGUUAAGUGGGGAAAGGGGUCCAGGGCUCGUCGUCAUGCCCACCCGGGUUCCCGGGGGGCCCACCACUACCCCCAUCAUGCCCAGUUGAUGAGAGUUGGUUGUGUCCUUGGAACCUGUCAAGUGCAGAACCUCAGCCACAGGCUUUAUCAGCUUAUCGGACAGAGCGGCAGAGAAGACUCGUCCCCCAUUAAUCCGAGGAGUCCACAUAGUUACGGAUGAGUGACCCCCUCACCCCAAAGGAAAUCAAUAUUUUCGGGUAUUUAUCUCUUAAUGUAUUAGUUUGGUGGCUGUAUCCCAUAGUGACAAUUACAGUAUACUUCACAUGAAUGACUGCUGUGCCUCUCUGCUUUUUCUGCAAACUAUAUCAGGUUAAGUUCAUUUCGACUUCGGACCACUUUAAGUUGACCCACCGCCCUGAGAAUUUUUGCCUUUUUGGGGGACAAGUCAAGCGCCUUAGUUGGACAGGAUCCUAAUCGUGUUAAUGCAAGAAUGAAGGCUUAUCUACAACACUGACCUUGCCGCUGGUUGUUAUCCGGCGCUUUGCUGAUCAAAAACUGGUUCCAGAGUCAUGUCAGAUCAUAUUUAUGCUCAUUGAUUGUCCAGCACAUACCUGUCCUUUGCAACAACCGGCUCACUUACAGAAUCUGUGGAGAAAAUUCUUGAAAUUCAAUCGGGAACACUUUUCAGUCAUAUAUCGCCAUGGAUAGUUGGUAGACUUACAGGUUUUCUCUUCAGAUGUGUAGCGAAGCCUGCAUCAGGGAGUAAGAGUGGCUCUUCUCCCAUAAGUGGACCGAGACCUAAAGACUGCUCAUUUUAAAGAGGCACUUAAAACAGGCACUUAUUUUGUUAGUUUGUAAGUGGAAAAACAACAAAAAUUAGGAAAGAAAAUCCCAUGCUUGGUGUUAUAUUUGAAAUUUAGCAGUCAAUUCUAUUCCACUUCCACCUCCGAGGUUCUCAACAAUUUUGACCCAGGACCCAGCAUCACCCAUUCAAUGCAAUGGUUGCAAUGGUGAAAAUACUUUCUGACAAAACAUGACAAAUGAUAUUGUAUCGUCAGUAGUCAAUAUGCAGUAUGAACUCCCAAGUUCUAUUAUUGCUGCUGAUGCAAACGUCACAAUGGAGCAACGGAUCAGCUCUCUGUGGCUCCGCUGUAGACAUUUCCACUUGCCCUGUUGGCACAUAUCAAAUAUUAGUCCUUUCACGUGAUUCAUAAGUUCUGCCUGCGAGUCAGGACUUUGGGCUUGACAGCAGUUUUUAUUCAAGCUGACCUAAUCUUUGCAGUCAUAUGCGGCACCACAGCAGGGGUGGAGAAGGGGCCCUGGAGCCUUCCACAGUCUGUACACUCAAACCACACACGUCCACAAUAUAUAUUACAAAUUAUAAUUACAAAAUCAUUAAACCCUGGCAGAAUUUAGUGAUAUUUAUUUAUAUUUAUUGCUUGAAUAAAACACACAAAUGUAUGUUGGAAGAGUAAACCAGAAUUAGAAUGACAAUAUUACAAGAAUAAAACUGUUAUGCUACCGGAAUAAAGUCGCUACCAGAAAAAAAAAAGAUGUCAGGCUACGAAAAUGAAACGUUGUCAUGUUACGAGGAUAACGUGGUAUUACGAAUAUAAAGUUGCACUGUUGUCAUAUUACGACUGUAAAGUUUCACAAACAAAAUGAAGUUGUCAUGUUACAAAUGUACAUUUGCAAGCCUACUGAAAAAAGUCGCAAUGUUACACGAAAAAACUCAUAAUGUUGAAGAAUAUUGUUACCACAGUAAUGCCGUCAAGAUACAAAAAAAUAGUCAUGUUAGGAGUUUAUAGAAUUACAAUCUUUAAUAUUAAGAGUAAAAUCUUUGCGAGAAGUCGUAAUAAAUAUGUUGCUAAAAAAAAAUUACAAUUUGUGACAAUGCGAUAUUUGUGACAAUUUCAGGUUUGGCUUACUUUUUCUUCUGAAAAAAUAAUCUUAAUUUAUGAGACUAAAGUUGUAAAGUUCUGAGAAUAAAUCGUGGUUAUUAUAACCAAGAAAACAUACAAGAAAGUCAUUUCUCGUUUCUUUUCAUAAAUUCUAACAAACAAAUAAGCGUACCGCUAGAUAGAGCCCACGUACCAAUAGUGGUACUGGAACCACAGUAUGGUAAACAAUAAACCAAAUAUUAGGACUUUUUACUCAUAUUCCGAAUUUAUUAUCAUCCUAUGACGUAACAUUUUUCUUGUAACUCUUAAGAUACAGCACUUCUUCUUGUAGCAUUACAACUUAAUUUUUUUGCUACUUCUUAGCAUGGCCCUAAGAGUCCUUUGUGUCUGGGGUACCUAGAGGUCACAACUGGUUCAUUAGUUAUAAUCUGUUCAAAGGCUUGCUGAGGUGAAACACGCCGUUCUGUCUGCUGCAAUCGAGCUAAUCAAUGUCUCGUGAUAGAUGGUUAUUAGAAGGCUUUUCAAAUGCUGAAUGAACCUCGGCGCUUCUGUAAAAAGAAAAAAAAAGGUUACCUCCACACACACACACACACACACACACGGUGUGUUUUUGUGUUAUCACUUCUUAUCUCCUCAAUGUUUGAUUUGUGCUCUGGAUCUUCGAUGCUAUUUUGUGCAGCACGCUUUUAGUGACGUCAAAGACUCCGCGAAUACCUCCCACAUAGGAAAACACUGACUCUCAAUUGCAAAUAGCCAAACAUGAUGUGAAACAUUUCUUGACAUUCCCAUUCCUGUGUUUGCGUGUGAACGCUCUAUCACAAACUGUGUCCUUUUGUGAACGUUACACUCGAAGAUUUCAAUAUAAAGAUGCCAGUGCACUCCAUAUGGCAUUAAGAUGACUGUGAAUGACGUGUGUAAAUAGAGAUAUUUAGCCAAACUAUUUAAAUAAAGUGUCUUGCGUUGGAGUUGUAUUUAUGUUACAUGCUUAUGACACAUGUGUGUCACCAAAGACUAUUUAUGUAAUAUUUUUCACUUGACACAGUGGUAGAAAAACAAAAUAAAAGAAUUUUGAAUGUC